AUGGUCGGAGACAAAAGAGUUUAUAUGAUCUCUCACACUACCACCAACACCAAUUUGAUGUUGCCAACACCCUCCAAAAGGCAUAGGGGAAGACCCUCAGGCUCUAAAAACAAACCUAAACCACCUAUCAUUAUUAAAGAAAACUCAGAGACUCUCAUGGAAAUGGUUUCCAUUGAGAUUCCUGCUGGAAGAGAUAUUGUAGAGUAUCUCAUCAAUUUGGCUCAACGUCAUCAAUCUAGCUUAACAGUGGUGAGGGGUUAUGGCCCUGUCAUUGAUGUUACACUUCUCAACCUGGUGUCACAUACCCCUUCUUUUCCCAUUGCAGGACCGUUCCGUAUGAUAUCUCUAUCAGGAACAUAUAUAAAUUCCAAUUGUGGUCAUGUUCCUCCACAAUUCGCCACUAAUCCAUCAUUUUCCUCUUUUUCCAUUUACCUUUCUGGAGGCCAUGGGCAAGUUUUUGGUGGAGUUCUUGGAGGGAAGGUAAAAUCUGCAGGUGUUGUGUUGAUUACAGCCACUCUUUUCAAGAAACCUGUGUUUCACAGGAUGGUCACCAUCAAUGGAACUAUUCAAGAUAUUGAAGAUGAUGAUUCAAUAUAUGGUGGUGGUGUCCUCAUCAAUGGUGAGCGUGUUGCACCUGAAUCCAGCAAUACUAAUGUUCUUAAUUUUCGAGGCUUUGGUGUAGUGGGUUCUGAUUCAACUCAUGCAAUCAAUCAUCAAACUGUCUCUUCUCAUCUUCCUAUUGAUAUGAAUGUCAUGCAGUGGAACCACGCCACUCAGUUUAAUAAUUAUUAG
Molecule: messenger RNA, 792 nt
Organism: Lathyrus sativus (Indian pea)
Lineage: Eukaryota; Viridiplantae; Streptophyta; Magnoliopsida; Fabales; Fabaceae
Source: the annotation of a GenBank genome assembly